Messenger RNA from Salmo salar (Atlantic salmon), 2622 nucleotides. RefSeq names its product insulinoma-associated protein 2. Gene Ontology annotation, molecular function: RNA polymerase II cis-regulatory region sequence-specific DNA binding; DNA-binding transcription repressor activity, RNA polymerase II-specific. Lineage: Eukaryota; Metazoa; Chordata; Actinopteri; Salmoniformes; Salmonidae. Gene Ontology annotation, cellular component: nucleus; transcription repressor complex. Gene Ontology annotation, biological process: regulation of cell cycle process; negative regulation of transcription by RNA polymerase II; neuron differentiation. The record is from RefSeq and is a predicted model, not a curated record.
AAAAACAAGCCACGAUCGUCGAUGUGGCAGUGUCCUCUGUCCCUUUCACCUGUCAGUAGUCACCUCGCCUGCGCGCCUAUCAGAAAGCGACCGCGAGUGCUCUUUCACGCGUAACGGCACUUCAAAGUUGACCCAGGAACUGUUCUGUUCCGGCGUUAAGAUGCCCAGAGGAUUUUUAGUGAAGAGGAGCAAACGCGGCUCAGCGGCUUCUUACAGAACUCGUAAUGACAACGAACUGCCAAAAGUGGACAUGCCUGUGCAUACACCGGAGGGGCGAACUGGUGUGCCAAAUGCGUGCCCAAUUGUGCCGUUAUCCGAGGAUGGUACAUUUGGAGAGCCAUGGACCAGCGACCCGGCUGAAGCGGACCAGGUUCAGCUGCCGGAGAGCGCAGACAAGGUGGAGAUCAGGGAGGACUUUGGGAAAUACACCCUAAACUAUCCCCUCACUGAACCGGACCAUGACGGAUCUCCUGGCCGGGCUGACCUCUCCUAUAGCCCGAUAAAACCAGUUGGCACCGAGCUGGAAAAAUCUUUCUUCGACCGGUGUAUGAGUUCACCAAUCGUGACAGAGCCGUUCCCGAUAAGCACGCCCGUGUCCUCAAUAGAGAGACUUCUACUAAAUCACGCGCCCUUUGGACACUCUGAUAUGAAAUUCGACCCACCUGUGCACCUCUACCCGUCUCUCCAUCAUGCUAUGAAACGCACGUACAUGGAGCCGGAGCGCAAGACCAAGCCAGCAUCCAAAAAGCCUAAAGUGAUCAGGAAGCUCAGUUUAGAGGAUGAAAUCUCCACCUCACCAGUGCUUGGGCUGAGAAUUAAGAAGGAGACCCCUGAAUUUAAAGCAGCUAUAGCAUCUUCUGGUAAUAAGAAACCGUUGGGAGAAUUCAUCUGCCAGCUCUGCAAAGAGGAAUACCCUGACCCUUUCUCCCUCGCGCAACACAAGUGCUCCAGGAUUGUGCGCAUAGAGUACCGCUGUCCCGAGUGCGACAAAGUUUUCAGCUGUCCUGCCAACCUGGCCUCUCAUCGCAGGUGGCAUAAGCCUCGUCCGGUUAACAACGGAGAGGCACAGAGCGCAAAAAAGUCACAACCGGAGGCACAGUUGCACGAGAGGACAUCCGUGGAAGGGAAAGAGAAUGCGAGCGAGUUGAGAGUUAACAAUCAGCACCACGUCUCUCUGGACAGCUCCAUUUGUCAGCGGUCCAUCACGGUGGACAGCUCCCACAGACAAGAGCAGCUACUCAGGAGGGCACAGGAGAGUCCGCCGCCCUUCGAUCCGCGCUACCGGGUCACAGAGAAAAGCAUGGACCUGCACAUCAGAGCGGGUGACAGCUCAAGCACAAUGCAUUGUCCGGAGACUGACGUUGCCUCUCCCUUCUUACAGAACUCCGGGACAGUUGAGGAGAUUUACGAAUGUCGCUAUUGCAGCAAGAAGUUCCGAAGACAAGCGUAUCUGAGGAAACAUCUUGCGGCGCACGAGACAAUCAAAGUCUCGCCCUAUAACCAGAUAGAGAGUGGGCAAAUCACGUUUCCCUGUCACUUGUGCGGUGCCCAUUUCCCAUCCGUUGAAAUUCGGGACAAGCACAGAGUUUGGCAUGCAAUGAGAGACGACAUUCUAAUGAAUCCAGGGAAGAUUGCGGGUAGACCAGACUUGGUAAGACCAGACUUAAUAAGACCAGACCUCACACAGGGAGAUCAACAGAUAUUCACCUGUAAGCACUGCCCCUCUACCUUCUUCAGUUCUCCUGGGCUCACGAGGCAUAUCAACAAGUCUCACCCUACAGAGAACCGGCAGGUGAUGCUGCUACAGAUGGCAGUCCGGCCAGGCUGCUAGUAGCCUAGUCUACUGUAACCCAUGAGCAACAAGUGGAUUCAUUCAUUACUACAUAUGAAAGUAUGAAUGUGUUUUCUUUGUACACCAUGUGAUUGUAUUGUAACUUAUUAUACUACCUGAUCAGGUCAAAAACAAUAGCCUAUUUUCAUUACAAAAUUGUAUUUUUUUUGUUUGUUGCAAUGACAGAUUAGCCUAGAACCCACUAGGACCACAUUUUAACAGUGACAGAUUAGCCGACAGCCCACUAGGACCACAUUUUAACAGUGACAGAUUAGCCGACAGCCCACUAGGACCACAUUUUAACACUUGCUUUUGGCCUAUAUUCACUAAUGUACAUUGAUUGAUUUACAGUGUAAUGAUUGUUGAAACAUUUAACAGUGAAAAUGGGUAUAUACAAUGUUUUAAAUAUUCAAGAGCUGUCAUUUUAAGCAUGUAAUGAAAAUAAGAGGGUGGUCCUGUGAAUGGGCCAUCUCAAGAGUAUCAGACCUCACCACCUUUAUCUUAAAUGUAGUUCCUAUGGAAAUUGAAUGUGCUUGUUCAGUAUAGUUGUGGAAUUUAUUUCUAAACCAGCAAGGCUAUCAAGAUGUAUUUUCAUACAGAAAAUCAAGCUUACCUGUUAGAGUAUAAAACUGUUUUAGUGAGUUUAAAAAUGUAUUUAUUCUAUAAAAUGUAAUUGCUCAAUAGAUGCCUUCAUGAUGACGAUGGUUACAAUUAUGUUGUAUUUUAAUAUGUAGCCUAGUGAACAUGAACAAAACUUACUUUGUCAAUAAACACAAGUCUGUGCAUAAUAA